Messenger RNA from Fusarium redolens, 1032 nucleotides. RefSeq lists its product as uncharacterized. The record is from RefSeq and is a predicted model, not a curated record. Lineage: Eukaryota; Fungi; Ascomycota; Sordariomycetes; Hypocreales; Nectriaceae. Bases 261 to 857 code for a protein of 198 amino acids. The transcript has a single exon.
CCUAAGGCGAGAGUUUAUAUUAACUUGGUAAAUAUUUAUAAAGUAAAUAUCAUGAUGCCUGUUUGUUCAAACGCCCAGCCAGUGUGUUCAGUUGCCAACAAAUCGAGAAAAUCCAAUUAUUCACUCUGAAGCUGCAUUCAGACGUUAAUCACAGAUCCUCAUGUACACCAACAUCACAUCACUGACAAUGAUUGCCUAUAUAAAGUCCUCAAGCCUGGUCACUGGACACACGGCACGCGUUACGCUACUACAUAUCGAGAAUGUCGGACUUCCGCACACGAAUACCUUGCAAACAGGUCAACUCCUUUAGCAAACUCUCUAAUGUGCUGACGGCUGAAUACGGAGAUAUGCACUAUAAAUUGAAGACGGAAAAGAACGAGCGUGGCGAGCUCUUCUACGUGGUUGGUGUGUCGUGCCAUUUUGCGCGUGAUGUGCGGGAACUCCUGAUCACUAAGGGAGUUCUUCGGGAGGGUGCGAGACCGCGGGGAUUUUCGGCUAUCAACAAACCAAAGCCUGGUGGAGAUUCACUGCCUGAAGUCAUUGAUCUCACUGGGGAUGACUCGGAUGGGGAGGCACUGCAGGCCCAGAGUCACGAGGAACCGAACGCAGAAAACAUUCCAGGAGAAUUGACAUCUGGAUCACGUCAACGUCAUCCUGUUCUGGGACAAACGCCAGGCUCCAUUGCCAAAUCAGCAUCAAAUCAACGAGAUACCACUGAGAGGAUGCACCAAAGCACUACGCUACAAAUCCCUUGCCAUCGCCGAGUUGAACAGCGACGCAACGGCGCGGUUGGCCAAGGAGACUGUCCGACAGGGAGGGUCCCGAUAUCUAUGCUUCUUGAAGAUCCUCAAACUUGAGCUCGAUUGGCGUCUAGAGAUCGAGCCAGUUAACACAGGCUUUUGCAGGAAAUUUGAAGUUCAGUAACGGAGGAAGUUGGAGGUUUGGGGAUUUAGUGUCUGGCACUUGUUUGCAAGCGCUGGACACUCCGCCCAGCUCACCGGGUCCUUCGUGAGCACGCAUUUCUUUUGCAAC